This is a messenger RNA of Aspergillus piperis CBS 112811, 774 nucleotides long. Its product is annotated as mitochondrial 37S ribosomal uS19m domain-containing protein. The coding region runs from base 266 to 460 and encodes 64 amino acids. The record is from RefSeq and is a predicted model, not a curated record. Gene Ontology annotation, biological process: translation; ribosomal small subunit assembly. The transcript is spliced from 2 exons. Gene Ontology annotation, molecular function: structural constituent of ribosome. NCBI's taxonomy places the organism in Eukaryota, Fungi, Ascomycota, Eurotiomycetes, Eurotiales, Aspergillaceae. Gene Ontology annotation, cellular component: cytosolic small ribosomal subunit; ribosome.
CCGGUCCGCAUCAGCCAAAAGCCAACAGCACAAAAAAAAACACCAAGAUGUUUCCCACGCGAGCUCUCUUCUCUCGCUCGGUCUGGAAGGGCCCGAACAUCGUCCCGUACGUCCUCGUCGCAUUUAUUUCCCUUUCCUUCCCCUACCUACAUUAUAACCUGUUAUCAACACCGCAACUCAAUGCCAUUACCUUCGACUCCUAGUCGAUUAAACUCGUCACUGAACACACAUACGAUGGAUCUAGAGAUAUAUACUAACAGAAGCUAUGAAUAGUCUCCCUCUCCCCCGCAAACUCCCCGCUCCGCCAGGAACACCACCGAUCAAGACGCAGAAGCGCAGCGCUACGAUCCUGCCUAACUUCGUGGGAUUGAAGUUCCAGGUUCACAAUGGGAAGAUUUAUCAAGAUGUUGUGAUCACGGAGGAGAUGGUCGGGAGGAAGUUGGGGGAGUUUGUUGCGUGAGUUUUUUUUUUUCUCUUUUCCUUUUUUUUUUCUUUCUUUCUCUCCUGGGGAGGAUGGGGUGGGAUAUGGAAGGUUGGGGAGGUUGGAGGCUUUGGGUGACAAGAGGACGGUUGGGAGAUAUUCGGGAGAACGAGAGAUUCGAUUGGCGUGUGAUCAUGAUGAUGAUGAUGAUGAUGGAAUCACUGCUAACUGAAUCGUUUCGAUAGGACUCGGAAGAGAUUCACGUACAAGCAGUCGAAGAACAAAUGAUUGCUUUUAGGGUUGUGUGUGGCUGUCUGGCUAUGUGGCUAUCCUGCUGUGUGCUCUGCAUUGGA